AACAAUAAUGUAGAGUAACCUUCCAUUAACUAUACAAAAUGUUUAUAUUGCCUGUACAGUAUUUAUAUUUAUGUUUGAAAUUUUUAAGUAAAUGAUUAAGCUAAGGAUGUCGAAAAUAAGUCAGAGUGAUUAUGACAAGAAAUACCAAGAAGAUUUAGAAAAAGCACAAGCCUUAAGCUUAGAAACUUUAGCUUUAGAAAAGUUUAGGCAAGAAAAACAAAAGACUGAGCUUCAAAACACCCAUUCUUUUGUAGUGAAAUCUGGCCAUGUUGCUUUAAGGGGGAAAAAUACUGGCAAAAGUAAUAGCAGUGAGAAUGUAAGAAACAGAAAUGUUUUAUCUAAAGCAACGCAGAGACCACGUCCUAGUUGCAUUGAACCAAAAUCAGCAAGUCUUCCUAAAAUUCCACCACCUCAAGUUAUCAGGAGAGAUGGGACAUCAACAAGUUCCUGGGAAACUUCUAAUUCAUCUGAUGAUCUGAUUUCUUUUCAUUCUUGUCAUACAAAUGAUACUUCACAAUACUCAUCAUAUUUCCAGAAGUCUUCCCAUUCUAGUGCUGCAGGAAAUACAGAAUUCAUUCAACUAAACAGGCAGCCAAGCUCAUCAAAUAGUCCAUCUACUCAUGAAAAAUCAUCAUUUUAUGAUCUAGGUUCAUUCCACUUUCACCCCCCAUCUAAUAUUUUAAAAAGCUCUUCAGGUGUUCGAGGUACUGAUUUUCAUAACACUCAUAUUGAAAAAAAAUCAUCUGGAAAUCUCAUUGACUUCAAUACAUCUACUACUGAUGGUCUAACUUCAAGAGACAAAAAUGUAAGGGUUAGUUUGCUGGAGGCUUUUGAUCCUCUUGUUACCUGUGAUUCUCAAUAUGCUACUCCUAAAGAUGUUAUAUAUGAAUCAUACGAUCCAUUUGAUUUUUUAUAUUCAACUAUAGCUGAUAGUAUAGCUCCUAAUAUUAAACACGAGCCUAUUUAUAGUACUAUUACAAAAACUACAAGUAGUCCAAUACAGACACCAGCACCCCCAUUACCCCCAAGAAACAGCACUAUUAAAAAGGAUGCUACCAAGAAGGUUAAAACAAAAUGUUCUUCAAGGUUGUAUGAAAAUAUUAUGCCUAUUGAGAGAAGAACAAAUCUUCAUGACCCGGAUGUGAUUGCUUUUCAUUUAAAUGUUAAGAAGAUUAGAGAAAGAUAUGAUUAUACUGAUUCCUUUACAAAUUUGGGGAUAGUGAUCAGCCCUAUGAUUGAGAACUGUUACAAAAUAGACACAAGUAUUAAAUUAAUAAUUCAUUGUUCCUCAUUGAACAUUAUACAUCCUAUAACUUUAACAUGUGAUGUGAAUUCUAGUGUAGAACAUGUUUUAAUGCAUAUAGUUUGUGAACUUGAUAGUGAUUCUGUUGAUCAAUACAUGCUGAAAGUUUAUGGCUUAGCAGAGUAUUUAGAAUCUAACACGUGUUUAGCAGAUUAUGAAUAUGUUCAUAACUGCAUUAAACUGGAGAAAGAUGUAGAACUUAGUCUCCUUCGAAAGGAUUCAAUUUAUAGAAAAUUGUUAAGAACUGAAGAAGAUGACAUACAUGACAAGCCAAUAUCAUUAGCCGAAUUAUUGCCUAAAGAACCGGUCCAGCCUAUUUCUUAUGAAUCACUUCUUAUUGUACUAGAAACAUUAGAAAAUGAAAUUGAUCGUAUUAUUGCUGCAUCUAGAGAAAGUACUGAUUCAUUUUCAAAUAUACAACCUCUUAGUGUGCUUCAAGCUGUUAAAGCUGUCUGUGCACUAUUAGGAAAUAUAGAAACUUUGCAAAUUUCCCAAGCUCUUGAUAAUUUUGUUCAUGCUUGUGAAGAAUUUCCUAUUAGCCAGUCAUCUACAAGAAGCAAGCCUGAAAUUGUAGAUGAUUCUGGAAACUAUUCUGUUGUUGUAUUCCGAGAUGAUACUUUUGCAGACAAUUUGUAUCAGCACUGUGAUAAUAUUAGAUCUGCUGUUCAAGGGUUGAUAAAAAUGUAUUGCUGUAUGUUUAGAGCAGAUUUUCAGUUAUUACCUCUUCAACCCACUGCAACAACAUCAAAAUUAUCAUCAGAAAUUAGUGAUUCAGUUUUACUAUAUAUUGGUUGUAUACACCGUAUUUCUCAAAAAUGGAAUUCAGAAGAAUUUUCUAUUGAAGCUCAAAUUUUUCAUGGAACUCGACCUGUCAGCUCACGUGCUUGUUCUCAGCCAGUGAUGCUGGAAGUUUCUACCAGUCCUUACAAACGAGCUGUUUUUGAUACUUGGCUUCAUUUUGAAGGAAUUAAUACUUAUCAGUCCAUUCCAGUCAGUGCAUUACCUAGAGAAUCUCGUAUAGUUGUAGUUGUUAUUGGACAAAAACUUGUUGAAGAAACUAUUCAAAAAGUUGAAUUAGGAUGGGCUGCCAUACAGUUGUUUAAUUAUAAUGGGGAAUUAGUACAAGGUGGUUAUCUGUUGCCUUUCUGGGAAGGGGAAAGAAGUAAGCGGUUAGGACCUGCUCCAGGCCCUGGAACUCAUCCCUAUGGAGAUAUAGAUCCAGUGAUUGGAAUUGAACUUCAAGAUUAUGGCUUUGAUCUUAAAUUUCCUAAAAUAGAUAUUCAUCCUAUUCCUCCUGAUGGUGUUUAUGAUUUUUGCUCUCUUGAUCUUAAUACUCAACAACAAUUGCUUGAAAUCAUUAGCCAAGAUACUUUUUCAAACCCCAUGGAUGUAGAUAGAGAAAUAAUGUGGGAAAAAAGACAUUAUUUGUUAAAUCAUCCUCAAGCAUUACCAAAAGUUUUGUUAGCUGCCCAUAGUUGGGAUUAUUCAUGUCUUCAAGAUUUGCACUCGAUGUUACACUCUUGGGCACCAUUAGAUCAUGUUAGUGCACUUCAGUUAUUGUUACCAUGUUUUGCUGACAAUGAGGUAAGAUCAUUUGCUGUUGAUUGUAUUAGUAAAUUAAAAAGUGAUGAAUUGGUUGAUUAUUUGCCACAAAUCGUGCAAGCACUAAAAUAUGAAAACUAUGAAGCUUCAGCUUUAUCAAAACUACUUCUGGAAAGAUCUCUCAGUUCUCCAAGAGUGGCUCACUACUUAUAUUGGUUGCUUGUUCAGGAACUUCCUGGGGGCACCCCUCAGAAUUCGUGUGAAUUAAUUGAUAAAUCACUUGUUUCUGAAGCUCGCUACUACAGAAGACUACAACUUGUUUUAAGAGCUUUAUGGGCAAUAUCAGGAGAAGCAUUGAGGAAAACAUUUGUUUCGCAAGACUUGUUGGUUAAAAGAAUGUCUGACAUAGCAGAGAGUGUAAAGCAAUCAAAGGAAUCAACCAGGUUAAAUGUUUUAAUGGAAGGUCUCCAUGGUCUACACAAAUCCUUGACUGAUGACCCAACUUGUUUACCUCUUAGUCCUAGCCUUCAUGUAAAUGGAAUACAUGUAAAGUCAUCCUCGUACUUUCCUUCUAAUACUUUGCCAUUGAAAAUCAAUUUCACCAGCGAAGAGGCCAUUAUUCCUGCAAUUUUUAAAGUAGGUGAUGAUUUGAAACAAGAUAUGCUAACAUUGCAAAUGAUUAGAAUAAUGAAUAAACUAUGGCUAAAAGAAGGUCUCGAUUUGAAAAUUGUGACUUUUGGUUGUGUUCCAACUGGCUUUAAGAAAGGAAUGAUUGAAAUGGUACCAGAAGCUGAAACUUUAAGAAAAAUUCAAGUUGAGUUUGGUGUUACUGGUUCUUUUAAAGAGUGGCCAAUAGCUGAGUGGCUUGCUAAACAUAAUCCUUCUGCUCUUGAUUAUGAAAGAGCUGUUGCUAACUUCACAGCAUCUUGUGCUGGAUAUUGUGUUGCUACUUAUGUAUUAGGUAUAUGUGAUCGCCAUAAUGACAAUAUAAUGCUUAAAACAUCUGGUCAUUUAUUUCAUAUAGACUUUGGAAAGUUUUUAGGUGAUGCUCAAAUGUUUGGUAAUUUCAAAAGAGACCGUACACCAUUUGUUUUGACAUCUGAUAUGGCAUAUGUUAUUAAUGGAGGCGAUAAACCAUCUGCGAAAUUUCACAAUUUUGUAGAUUUGUGUUGCAAUGCUUUUAAUAUUGUAAGAAAGAGAGGAAAUAUCUUAUUAAAUUUGUUUGGACUGAUGGCUUCUUCAGGAGCUUCAGGUUUAACAGUAGAUUCAGUUCGUUAUGUUCAAGAUGCAUUACUUCCUGAACUGUCAAAUGCAGAGGCUGCUGCUACGUUUGCAAGGAUGAUUCAAAGCUCCUUAAAAUCAUGGUUUACACAAAUAAAUUUUUUCCUUCAUAAUCUUGCCCAGUUACGCUUCACUGGUGACCAUAAUGAUGAUGAAUUAUUAAGUUUUGUCCCAAAAAGAUACAGUAUGCACCAAGAAGGGCGGCUUAAGAGUGUUGAAGUAUAUGGUUAUCAAAAACGUUAUGAUCCAGAAAAAUAUUACAUGUAUAUUCUAAAAGUAGAAAGAGUUGGUCAAAAAGAUCCGUCGUACCUCUUUAGGUCAUAUAAGGAGUUCUGUGAAUUUCAUCAAAAAUUAUGUCUUCUUUUUCCAUUAGUGAAAUGUUACAGUCUUCCUGGUUCAAGUUUGCAUAUGGGUAGAUCAAAUAUAAAACAAGUUGCUGAUAAAAGAAUGCACGAUAUAAAAAAAUUUCUUCAAUCGCUUUUCAUUAUGGCAGAUGAAAUUUGCCAUUCUGAUUUAGUUUACACAUUUUUUCAUCCACUCUUAAGGGACCAACAAGAAUCCUCUAUUCAUGAACACAAAUUAAAAGAACAAAAAAAAGAUCGUAAUCCUGGAUGUUCUUCCAACUUUAUCAAGGGACAAAUAAAGCUUUCUUUUUACUAUCAACGCGAAACACUAUGGGUUAUGGUUCAUCAUGUGAGAGAACUCCCUUCUUUAUCAGGUGGACAGGAACCAUCUACAUAUGUUAAAGUUUAUUUAUUACCUGAUCCUAUUAAAGCAACAAAACGUAAAACGAAGGUUGUUCGAAAAAACUGUCAUCCAUCGUUCAUGGAGACGCUGGAAUAUCGAAUGCCAUUGGAGAUUGUACAGGAAAGAUUCCUUCAGGCAACUGUGUGGAACCAUGAUACUCUUCAAGAAAAUGAAUUUCUUGGUGGGACUACUAUUAACUUAGCCGAUGUUGAUGAUUUGACAAAGGAAGUAACAGGAUGGUACCUCCUAGGGAAUGUUUCCAGGCGAAUUAUGGGAAGCAUGAAUUUUUAAGUUAUCGAUUUAUGGCCUCUUUGAAAUGUAUACUCUGUAGAUAAUAUUUAGUGUUAUAUAUAUUUAUGAAAUCGCAUUUUAUGUUAAAAAAUUGAUAAUAUUCAUCUUUUUGUACAUUAGGUUAUGAAAUUAUUGAUUGAAACUAAGUAAUAAUUAUGUAAGAGAAAUUUGUUACUAAAUUUUGUCUAUUUGUAAUAUAUUGUUAUUUAAUACAAGUUUUAUAAAUAUUAAUUUUAGGCAAAGUAUAAUGAAAUCAAUAAAAAAUUAAUAAUAAUAUCAUAAAAUUGAUCUAUCUAAUUUUAGAUUGAGGGUGAUGUAUGAUAUUUCAAUUGUGUUCAUUUUUUUUUUUUUAAAGAGCUCUUUUGUUUUUAAAUGUUUUGUUAUAACCUUUUUUUAUGGAAAAGCGAAUAAGAUUAUUUAAUGCUUUUCUCCUUGCUUUUUAUGCAAGCAGGUCUGAUGUCGCUUUAAUAUUUUUUUAAUUUAAUGUUUUGUUUUUAUUAUUUUUUAAAAAUAUUGAAGGACUUUUCAUGUUCUGUUUUUAUUAGUUUUUGGAUUUUAAAUGUAAAUACUCUUAAUUUUGUCUUAUAAAGUUUUUAUUUAUUUUUAUAUUAUUAUUGUUUUUUCAUAUUACGCUUAACCAAAGUGGAAAAUUUAUAAAAUGAGGUAUAUUAAUGGGUUGAGACAAUUUAUAAAUAUUUCUAUAUUUUCCAUAAAAAUUAAUACUUAUAGUGUACGAUGGACUACUUC
Molecule: messenger RNA, 5911 nt
Organism: Nezara viridula (southern green stink bug)
Lineage: Eukaryota; Metazoa; Arthropoda; Insecta; Hemiptera; Pentatomidae
Source: the annotation of a GenBank genome assembly